Trichoderma atroviride IMI 206040 is the source of this 909-nucleotide messenger RNA. RefSeq lists its product as uncharacterized. The record is from RefSeq and is a predicted model, not a curated record. NCBI's taxonomy places the organism in Eukaryota, Fungi, Ascomycota, Sordariomycetes, Hypocreales, Hypocreaceae.
AUGUUCCACUUGGUGAAAGAUGCUCUGCUUGAUAAAUACAUCAGCACGGCGAACACCUCAUUCGUGACCGCCUCAGUCAUCGUGGAGGCAGAGCACGUCACCGCCGUGAGCCCCUCUCCAUGCUGGACCAUCUCUCAACCUUCCUCGAAGAACUCCAAGCCGUUGUCCGAAACGUCAGAGACUACAUUCUCCAACCAAUUCUACGUCUUCCCCGUGAUAGAAGGACGGGAGAGGCGAUGGGACUACUUCAAAGUCCCAGACUUCAGAUGCAGCCCCAACCAAGAACUUAAGAGAGGAUGGCGCGGAGGCAAAAUUGAUGACAGAAUACAGCGAGUAGAAGCGCCUGCUCGAGGAGAAGCUCGCUGGAAUUCCCUACGCGAAGAUACCUCCCGGCCUCUGAAACUAGGCUUCCUGGUGGAAGAUGAACGACUGGCAGUUAUGACCACGCGGGCGCAGGCCUUGACUAUCUUGGUCAGCAAAGAGACAGUCCUGACGGGUCACAAGUCUCGCACACUGCGCAGCCUCCACCACUACCUUAAAUCGCGAGACUGGAUCGAAACGGUCAUGGGAUGGAACGGGAGAAUUGCCAGACGGAGAUCCGGCAGAAGAUGCCCUGAGAUGGCCAACAAGCCCGCGAUAGACUUCAAGAAUGUAACCACCGUAGGCAACAUCGACUGGCACGCCUUCUCGUCAGCUAAAUGCGGUAAACUUCCACAGAACCGAAAGGAGAACCGCGAAACAGCGAAGACGAAUGCCUACACCGCACAUAUCAGGCUCGUGAAAGCCCAAUACCGACAGUAUCUUGAUGAAGGGGAUAACCUUAGUUCCUUGACGACUCUGUUAUCGACCUCAAAAACGCGGACGGUACCACUCCGACUUCCUCGCAAGUUCAUGGCGCGCCUACUGUAG